Molecule: messenger RNA, 1364 nt
Organism: Manduca sexta (tobacco hornworm)
Lineage: Eukaryota; Metazoa; Arthropoda; Insecta; Lepidoptera; Sphingidae
Exons: 4
Coding region: 65-631 (188 amino acids)
Source: RefSeq, a predicted model, not a curated record
CCGCCAACUUCAGUAUCAUCCACAACUCGUGAGCACGCGCACGCGCAUUAAACAAAUUUCCAAAAUGUAUUGUGACUGGCCCCAGUUAGGACGGUGUUGUUUUUGUUUACCUCUAAGGAGAGGUGUUUUGACCUUUGGAUACAUCAAUCUUUUAUUCAGUGCAUUCUUGGUGGGUGUGUACAGUUACUCAGUACACCACGAUGUGAACUCCAUCUCCAUGUACCACGGCAUGUCGUUUUCGCUGCCAGCCGAGCUCUGCGUCGCCAUCUACUGCCUGGAAGUUAUCUUUAAUGCCGUCCUCAUAUAUGGUACCCAUAAGAGAUCAACACCUCACAUACGAGUAUUUUACUAUUUUGCGAUAGCAACUACUAUCGCCCCCAUGCUGAUGACGAUACUAGACUAUACAAACUACAGUCACAUCGGAUUGGUUCUGGAGAUGGCUUUACUAUCGUUGUCGUCGCUUUUCCUAAAUCUGUACCUGAUCACGUUAGUAAGAAGUCUUCUUCGGAAGUUGGAUAUGGAAGGGCCGAACUUGUACGACAACCCUCUUCACCAGAUAGUGACGGGGGAGGCCAAAGUAGAACACAAUGGCAUCUACAACAACACCACGGUUGAGCCUGUAGAUGUUUAGACUCAAACACAAGGUUCCUGUCUGUACCUGAAAUCUGUUGAUAAGCCAAACAAAAAGAGCCUGACCCUUAUCAUAGUAAACAGCUAAUGUAGAUAGUACUAAUUUUAUUACCAUUUGUUCUAGAAAAUAGAUGGACGUGACUUUUGUCUGUGUAUAUGUACAUACAUGUGAUAACUAGCAUUGGUUUAAAAGUUGUGAAACAGAUCCUAAGCCUGUCAAUAAACAUACCAAAUCCUAUUUUUAACUGUGGCAAAUUCGUGUAAACCAGAAUUCCGCUUAUGUCAAGUAUAAGGAGCAAAAGACCCAUAUAAAGAAUCUUUUAGUAAUACUAGUAAUUUUUAUCUUAAAACCAAAUAAUAAAGCCCUAGAGACAAGAAACUGAUAUGAUAAGUUUUAUGUUCAGACCUUCAGACAUCUUAUUAGAAGUCACUGUAUACGAUGUGGUUAGACCCAAACACUUAGUAAAAUCUUAUUCAACUAUGUAACUAUUAUAGCCUGACCAGUAAAAUAAAAAACUGCUUUGGGGCCGCGACUUUAGCAUUUUCGUUUUGAAGUUAGUUUUAAUUCGUAACAUUGUCAGUACGAAAAAUUUGUUCCAUAUUUUGAAACAUGGCGAAGACUUUCUCAAUCAGGCUAUUUUUGUGUUAAUUUUUGUUGAUACAGUGAAAAUGGACCGUGAACCAUGAACUUUAAUGUUUCCAUUAGAAAGUUAAAAUACCUUAGUACGGGACCA